Molecule: messenger RNA, 13405 nt
Organism: Lepus europaeus (European hare)
Lineage: Eukaryota; Metazoa; Chordata; Mammalia; Lagomorpha; Leporidae
Gene: LCOR
Product: ligand dependent nuclear receptor corepressor
Exons: 9
Coding region: 210-5255 (1681 amino acids)
Molecular function (GO): DNA binding
Source: RefSeq, a predicted model, not a curated record
GCCGGGCGGGCGGCAGAAGAUGGCGAGGGUGUGUAGGCGGCAGCAAUGCUCAGUUGAGAGACGCGGCUUUCGGCAAGAACUGGACUCGUGGCGCCACAAGCUCAUUCACUGUGUAGGUCCCGUUUCCCUCUGUGCGGCGGCCGGCGGGACCAUAAGGGCUUAACUCAUAUAUUUAACCCCCCUCCAAAAAGGUUUCGUUGGAAGGAAUUAUGCAAAUCCUGCUUUCUGGUGUCCAUUCAGCGGCAAUUUCAUGCGGGUUUGAAAGUAUUCUUGAAGGGCUUUUUGGACCUGCAUUAUUAAAAGAUCUCAGUUUAUUUAAAGAGUGUGACUCUGAAAGCAUUUCUGAUUGGACUUUUGAUGAAAAUUGUCUGUUCUGUUGCUUGAGAAGAGAUAAAGUAAAGGGACACUUAGUCGGUCUGGAUGAACCAGUUUCGGGAGCUGAUCAAGAAGCUCUGCUUAAACAAGAGCAAGCAAAAAUCAUUCGAUUCGAGAGACAAGCAGAAGAGUUCCUCAAUGCAGUCUUUUAUAGAAAAGACAGUCCCUGGGUCUCCGACCCCAAUAUUCCCCUAGUGGCCCGUGAGAUCAUGCAGCGAAUGAUCCAACAAUUUGCUGCUGAAUAUACCUCAAAAAAUAGCUCUACUCAGGACCCCAGCCAGCCCAAUAGCACAAAGAACCAAAGCCUGCCGAAAGCAUCUCCAGUCACCACCUCUCCCACGGCUGCAACUACUCAGAACCCUGUGCUCAGCAAACUUCUCAUGGCUGACCAAGACUCACCUCUGGACCUUACUGUCAGAAAGUCUCAGUCAGAACCUAGCGAACAAGACGGCGUACUUGAUCUGUCCACUAAAAAAAGUCCAUGUGCUGGCAGCACUUCCCUGAGCCAUUCUCCAGGCUGCUCCACUACUCAAGGGAACGGUGAGAACUCAGCAGAGGCAAUAGCAGUAGAUUCUAACCAUCAGUCGAAGUCCCCGCUGGAGAAGUUUAUGGUCAAACUGUGCACUCAUCAUCAGAAGCAAUUCAUUCGUGUUCUGAACGACCUGUACACCGAAUCUCAACCAGGCACCGAGCACCUACAGCCUUCUGAAUUGGGAGCAAUGGAUGCAUCUACUUGCAAUGCUGGCUGUGCCCAGCUAAGCACCAAACAUAAGGAAAAGGAUGCUGUGUGUCUUGAUAUGAAGUCUCCUACUCCUGCAGAUUUGUUUGUAGACUCAUCAGGCUCGCCUAGCCCUCGACACUUGACAGAACAGACCCUGAAAGAGCCCCCUCCUCCUGAGACAAACCCUGUAGAUGGAAGAGAGAAUGUCUUGACUCUUCUCCAGAAAGAUGCCUCUGAACUUGCAACCACUAAACCUAGCUCUGGCAGUUCAAUGGAUAGUUCCACUGCAGGAUACCUCACUGCAUGUAAUUCUUCCUCAUUAAGCUCCCUCCACAUCUCUAAAAGCUUGGAGGGGCAAACCACUGGACAGGAGCAAGAUUCAAAUGUGAAAAUAUGCAGCGAUGGUCAAGACCAUAUGCAGAGUUCAGCUUUAGUAGAAAGUUUAAUUGCAGUAAAAGUGGCAGCUGAGAAUAGUGAGGAGGGCAAUAGCUGUGUUGCUUCUCAAAGAAAUUCGUUCAAAGCUUUAUCCGAAGAGGCUUGGGACUCAGGGUUUAUGGGAAGCUCGCCCAGAACUGCUGACAAGGAGAAUGCUUUACAGUGUAGCUCAAAAACACCUUCACACCAGGAGUUAGAGGCAGAUGAACAAGAUGCAAGGCCAAAGCAAGAGAACCAUCUUCACUCACUAGGAAGAAAUAAGGUAGGUUACCAUUUACAUCCCAGUGAUAAGGGCCAGUUUGAUCAUUCCAAAGAUGGUUGGUUAACCCCGAGCCCUAUGCCAGCCGGUCACAAAGCAUCUAAUGGGCAUUCACGAGCCAAGAUGAUGUCAGCCUCCAUUAAGACAGCUCGGAAGAGUAAAAGGGCGUCAGGGUUGAGGAUCAAUGACUAUGAUAAUCAGUGCGAUGUUGUUUACAUCAGUCAGCCAAUAACAGAAUGCCACUUUGAGCAUCAGAGGUCCAUACUGUCUUCCCGGAAGACUGCCAGGAAGAGUACUCGAGGAUACUUUUUCAAUGGCGACUGUUGUGAGCUGCCAACUGUUCGCACACUGGCGCGAAAUUUACACUCCCAGGAGAAAGCAAGCUGCUCACUGCCGGCAUCUGAGGCAGUGGUUACUCCCACACAGAUCCUUACAGCUUCACCCCUUAGACAUACCGUAGAUGGACAGCUUCCCAGAGAAGACCCCCCUGAAGAACCUGGUAAGGAGAUCAUCUGCCUCCUUGAGGAAAGAGGCCAGGACGCCUCAUCUGAGAGAGAGUCUCAAGAGCCUGAGGUUUGCCCGAUGAACAAAGCAAACCCAAGCAGCGCCCCCGAGUCACAGGAGACACCAGCUGCCAGCCUGUUGUGUCCUCUCCCUGCUUGGCUCCCUGAAGAGGACAGGCCAGAAGGUAGCCCCGCGGCUUCUGCUCCCACAGCAAGUGGAGUGUCUUCCCCUGCGGGAGACCAGCAGCCAGACCCACUGCUGGAUGCCGAGGAGAUGAGUGCAUCCCAGGACUGCCCCUUGGUUCCCACUACUGAGAGUAUCUCUGGGGCAGGCAGGGAAGAUGUCUCUAGGCCUCAUUCUUCUCCUGAAGCAGUCAGUAGAGGAGAAAGUCCUCUGAUCUCACAAAAUCAAAGUCCGCCCAUGGGCUUAGAGCCUCCCACGAGUCUGGGGAAGGCUGAGGAUGACCAGAGCAGCAGUCCUGAGGCCACAACGAGAGACACUCAGGAGCCGGACGCCAUCCCGCUCCUGAAGGAAGAUGGCGUUUUCACUCACAAAGACCCAGCCAGCGAGACUGAGGAUCCUGAGCCAGCACGUGAUAGAGAACAGUUAGAGGCAGAGGACUGUGAUACAAGAUCCUCCUCAGAGAAAGACACAAGCAAUCCAACCACUGACUCACCCGAAGAGAAUCUGGACAAGAAGAAAAAAGGGAAAAAGUUCCCAGAGGCCUCCGACAGGUGCUUAAGGAGCCAGCUUUCUGAUUCUUCCCCUUCUGGUAGGUGCCUAAGGAAUCAGAGUUCAGAUUCUUCAUUGCCUUGCCCUGAGGUCAAGGCUGCUAAAACCCCUGGUGCAAAACAUGCUAAAAAGGAAGGCCAUGCUGGCAGGACAACACCCGAGGGCUCUCCUGUCAACCAUGCCCAUACAGCAGCUCAGGAGGACCCUGAAAACCCACCUGCCGACGAACGCCCCACGGAGAAGGGUGCUGAGCAGCAGGAGGGCAAAAGCAGUGGGGUCAUCACCAGGCAGACUUUUAAAAACAUGCUAGCAAAAGACGCAGUGGGGGAAGAAGAAGUUUUCCCCAGCAGUGACCCCAUAGCCUCCAUUAGCCAACCACUGCCUGCAGAGAGACUGGAAAUCUAUGUUGAAUCUAAGACAGGGGAGACGAAUGCUCCUGUGCCCACAGCAAGUAUCCAUUAUAAGAGGGCCCUGGAAGAGUCCAAAGAGAAGCCAGGACAUCCAUGUGCCCAGGAGGUGGAGGAGGCUGUGAACGAGGGAGGCAGUGAAAACACCAUGCAUAAAGGUGAUGACACUGACACCCCCUCUGGCCCACUUGGCUCAUCAGAUAGUGGAGAUGGUGAAGCUGCUGGGCCACCAAAAUUGGUAGCAAGGCCAAAAAGACUGGCCUCUUCAACCUACAACCUAAGACACACUCACUCUCUGGACUCCGUGGAUACUACAAAAAUGACUUCCGAACAGGAAGCUGCACGAGGAAGCCCGAUGCCAAAGGAAAAUAAGGCCACAGAGAGUGGAGAUGCCCAGGAUGACGAUGACCCAGAGACAGUGGCAGACGAGCAGCCAAAGUUUAUGGAAUGGUGUACCGAGGAGGAGAACCAGGAGCUCAUCGCCAACUUCAACGCCCAGUACAUGAAAGUUCAGAAGGGCUGGAUUCAAUUGGAGAAAGAAGUCCAGGCAACGCCAAGAGCAAGGAACAGGUCAGAUAAACUGAAGGAGAUCUGGAAGAGCAAGAAAAGAUCACGGAAAUGCAGGGGCUCGUUGGAGGUUCAGAAGCUUUCUCCCGUUCAGAUGCUAUUCAUGUCAAACUUUAAAUUGUCUAACGUUUGUAAGUGGUUCUUGGAGACAACAGAAACCCGAUCACUGGUCAUUGUGAAGAAGCUCAAUACCCGUCUUCCAGGAGACAUCCCCCCCGUCAAACAUCCCCUUCAGAAGUACUCUCCUUCCAGCCUGUACCCCAGCUCACUCCAGGCGGAACGCUUGAAGAAACACUUAAAGAAAUUUCCUGGAGCUACUCCUGCUCGGAAUAAUUGGAAAACACAGAAGCUCUGGGCCAAACUUCGAGAGAAUGCUGACCAAGUGGAUCCAGAGGAUGGCAAUGAUGCCAGCCUCAACCCUCAUUCUGAGGAUGGCGUGGAGGACGUCAAGGACGAGAGAAACAGCCAUCGUCCUGCAAACCUGCCUACUCCCGCCAGUACCAGGAUCCUUAGGAAAUACUCCAAUAUUCGAGGAAAGCUCAGAGCCCAACAACGUUUGGUCAAGAACGAGAAAACGGAAAGCCCAUUGGGUCCGGCUGUGGAAAGCAAACAGAGUCGCAAGAGUGUUUGUAUCAACCCGCUGAUGUCCCCCAAGCUUGCCCUGCAAGUGGAUGCAGAUGGGUUUCCCAUUAAGCCCAAGAGCACUGAAGGAAUGAAGGGAAGGAAAGGAAAGCAGGUGUCUGAAAUUUUGGUUAAAGCAGAAGCUCAGAAUAAACGUAAGAGAACGGAGGGUGUCAGUACUCAGGACAGUAGGGACAGGGGACCAGUGGUGAAAGCCAUCAAAGAAAAGCAUGUUGAUGGAACCACCAAAACCCCUCCAGCCAGGAAGCCAACUGCAAGGGACAAAGCCAGCCAACUGCCCAAAAAGGUGUCUUUGAAAGAAAAUAAAGUGAAGAUCCCUAAAAAGUCCUCUGGAAAGAGCUGCCCUCCCUCCAGGAAAGAAAAAGAGAACACAAGCAAAAGACCUACCCUGCCCACUGCCUCUGAAACAGUAACGAAACCUGCAAAGCCAAAGGGGGCAAGUGAGUCCGCUUCCAGGCCGCAGAAAGCCACAAACAGGAAGCAGAGCAGUGGAAAGACCCGUGCCAGACCUUUGGCAAAAAAUCCAGAAAACAGAGCAGCCCAGAGAAAGCGAAAGCUGAAGGCAAAGCUGGACUCUUCCCAUAGCAAACGGAGGCGGCUGGAUGCAAAGUGACGGGAGAGCAGCAGCCCAGAGUAGACCUGUUCCAGAGAAGUAACCUUUUAUUUUGCAUUAACUGAAUCUGCUUUUAUAAGCUUCUCAAGCCUUUCAAGUUACAGUUAAUGGAGAACACCCCCAUUUGAGAUGUCAGAGAGUAUGUCUCAGGUGGAGCAGGGAACUUGCAGAGUCCUUCUCUGAGGCUGAGUAAGGGAAGGUAUAUAUUAUAUUCUGGUUGUUCCUUGGGUUUUAAACUUGGAACCAAGCAGUUUUCGUUUUAAAAAGUACAGUGCCUUAUUUAUCCUUUUUGUUUUUAGAUUUACAAAAGCUAAAAAGCUGAUCUAUGUGAUUAAAGGCUUGUAUUUUAUACUUGAUGCACACGCACUUGUACUGUAGCCGAGAAGACCACCAUCAUGCACAUGAAAGGAGCUAUCCAACAGCCGCCCUGCACAUCUCUCCCCAAACAGGUGUCCCUUCUUGCAGACCCCACCCGUGAACUUCCCUCUCCACCCUGUUUGUUUGUUUUGGUGAUAUUUGAAAGCUAAACCAAAUCAUUAUUAUGGUAUGUGGAAAAUGCAGAUUAUUAGGAUUACUAUAAAAGGUUAAUAUUUCUGUUACUCGGUUUGGAAAAAAAAAAAGAUACUCGUUGGUCACUCCUCUCACCUUUGCUCACAUGCUUUGAACAUGUAUUCUGAAUAACGUGCUCUUGGGAAGAAAGGUGUCACAGGUGUUAAUUCUGGCUUAUGGCCUCUAGAAAUUACUAGUCACUGCUACUUAACCAUCCUCUUUGUUUUUGGCUUUUCAAGCUUGCUAGCACUCUAAAGAUUUCAUUCUGCUUUUGGGGGGAAAAAAUCUAAUUUUUUUUUUUUCAUCUUUUAGCUGUAAUUUGACAAUGAAGAUGAGAAUGACUGUUCUUAUUUUCUUUCCUACCAGAGUGCUUCCAUACUCAGAAAGCCAAGAUGUAUUUCCAGUGAUACAAGAGUAGAAGGGUAUUUACGCACCCAGGCUUUGGGGCACAUUUGCAUGUGAUUAUCGGCCACAUGUGUCUCCUAAUGCCAGUUUUACAGUACAGUUCUUUUUUCCCAUGCAAUGUGCCAGGUUGUCCAUGGGCUGUAUCAUUAGCACAGGCCAGGUGGUCUAAAAGUGACGCAGUGUCUCCAUGAGCAUCACCAGGACUUCUUGGCCCCAGACUCAGAAAGGUCUAAACAGCACAGAGUUAUGGAAAGGUGAAGAACAGCCACAGCAUCUCGUAGUGCACCCACGCUUCCCCCACUCCCAGAGUUGACUUUAGCUGGUGUAUUCUGAUGUGAAUAUACUUGUUGGAGUGGAGGUUCAUCCUGAUUAAUCAGUGCCAUUUUAGUAGAUGAAUGGCUUGUAGCAUCACUCCAGCCCAUAGCAGAUCAGGCUAUGCUCUGUGGCUCGGAAAUGAGAACUGCAAUAUUUGUAGUUGGUGUUGUUUGCUUUUCCUUGUUGCAGACUGAGACCGGGUGCAUUGGCUUUAACUCAGUUGCCUGUGACACUGUUCCAUUAAAACACAUUUCCCCUGGGCCAUUCUGCAAAAGAAGUUUGUUAAAGCCUAAGCCAGCUUCUUUAACAUGUUCUAUCACCAAAAUAGGUUUGUGUAGACAGCUGCUGCCCUCUUUUUUUUAUUAAAAAUGUUUUCCACUUAGGUUAUUUCAGAUCCCUUUAGAUAAACUCAGAUGGACGUUUUUUCAUGCACAGCAGGAUAAACCAGACCAGCUCUCCAGUCUGUUAAAGGUUUGCUGUAUGUCAUGGAAGCUUCUGAUGAUUGGACAGGACUGGAGAAGAGCAUUUUACUUGUGAGAAAUUGAGAAUUGUGUUGGAUUUCGUAGAUAGUGAAGCUUACAGUUUUCAGUGAAGCCCUCAUUUAUUUUUUAAUGUCUCCUAUAUCCCAUGAGUUUCUCUCUCUCUCUCUCUCUCUCUCUCUCUCUCUCUCUCUCUCUCUCUCUCUUUUUUUUUUUUUUUUUAGCAUGUUUGACUUUGGCCAUUCAGGAGCUACCUAUAUUAAUGAAACUGCUGAGUGUGUAUGUUGGCAACCCUCUCUCAGCAUUAAGUUGCACAAAAGCAUUAAUAUGUUUUGAGUAGGUUUGUUUAUUUUUUAAAAAAUGGUUUUAAGGUUUAAAAUGUCUUUUCACAUAGUUGUCACUGGAUCUUGUUUGUGUGGUGACCUAAACAGCUUAUGUUUGCCACUGUCAGGCAUGCAGAUCCCUACAUGUAAGAGGUGCCCCUUGGCUGCAUUUAGACUACCUUGGGAGGUGCUUGGGUCCAGUCAGGAGGAGGUGAGAGGUAGUAAGCGGGUGGAACUUUUCCAGUUCCAAGUUUAUUACUCAUUCCAUUACUUUUCUAAGUUCUUCAUUUUUAAAAACUAACUUCAAAAUAAUAGCCUUCUCUCCCUUUCUAGGCUGCAUUUGAGAAAAGGCAUUUAUAUCACACACUUAACACUGCAAUGGAUCAUCUUUCAAAUCAGCUUACACUUUAGAAUGGUACAUUUGAGUAGACUGAGAUUCUGCAUAAUUAGUACACUUUAAAGUUUAGAAUUGUUUUUAUAUUUAUUGAAUCUCAUUUUCGCUGAUUCAGUUAAGUUUGUUACAAGAACAAAGAAAACAGUAGUAAAACUGAGGGCCGCCCCUGGAAGGCCCUUUCACACCUCACAUGCUGGCAGCGUUGUGGGCCAGACAUCCCCAAGCCCAGGCUGACCGUGGACUCUGAUUUCCAUCCCUUGCUGAGGCCUCCUUCCUCUAGCCACCUUCUAGUAUGGCUCGCCACCGUAUGCAAGGGUGCAAGGCCCACAUUCCGAUUCCGGAUCAGGAAUUCUGCUCCUGGGCCUGCACUCAGCGGCAUGACUGCCCCAGGACUGGGGCUGAACGUGAUGCCCACAGGGCUCCUCCGAGUUUCCAGAGGAGCUGGAAGAUGCCUGGGCAGCAAACACGGAAGCACCCCCGCAGCUUCCGCAGAGCUGGGCCUCUUCAGAAGACCCGUUCUCUGUGCCCUGGCGUCCCCCCCGCCCUGCAGUGGGAGGACAACACACAGACUGCUUGCUUGGGGUCCAGAGCCUCACUCCUGCACCCCCUCAGAUCUAUAGCAAUCUUGCAGCGCAGCAGGGAGGCCUCGGACCCUGGUUCUACAGCGAGGCUUCCGUCAGAGGAGUGUCCCUGCCGCUGUGAAUCAGUUGCUAGUCCCUUGAAUUCCUCGUUAAAGACUAAUACAUGGCUUUAUCCAAAACAGUGAUCUUAGCCUGUGGGUUUCAUGCCUUGCUGUUUGUUUAGUCGUGUGGCUGGAAGAGGUGCCCUUCAUCAUCACUUUGCCUGUGUGGUGCUUCCUAAUGGGAUCUUCCGUGCAUCACGUGCUACGCAGGUGAAUUUCUCACUGUCCAGGUAGAUCAUCGAUAUAAGGUGUCACUUCAGUUUGGCCUCUUUCUUGCCUUGUAAUGGUGGCCUCUGUGGGGAAGGCAGGAAUUGUCACUGUCACGUAUCGACAGCAGUCCUAUUGGUGAGUGGACCGAAGAGGCAGACAGGCAAGCACAGCGCGCUCUGUGACACAAACUGUAGACGCUGUAGUGUUAGGCAAGUCUGGUGCCUUCUCAGUAACACCUGGAACUGGGCUGGAAUGUCCCGAAGGUCUGGCCAGUAGCUCCUUUUGGGUUUAGGUCAGCCAAUGGAGGCUGCCCUUGGCUUUCCCAUGAUCUGCAGACUGUGGGCUGGUUGCUUGUUUUUGUAAAUAAAGUUUUACUGGAACAUGGCCAUGCCCGUUUGUUUACUUAUUGUCUGUGGGACAGAAUUGAGUAGGCGCAACAAAGAUCAUUUGGCCCGCAAAGCCUCAACUAUCUACUGCCUGGAUCUUUAAGAAACAAUUUGCUGCCCCCCUGCUUCAGAAAAUAAUCCCUUUUCAAAGACAAAUCCCUGACUUUUCUCCUCUCUUCUGCCUCUUUUUCUCUCUGUUCCCUUCAUUCCUUCCCCUUGCCCCUUCGUUCUUCUGUAUUCUUGCUAGAAGAGAGACAUAUUGAUACAUCACAUAAACCACCAUCUCCUGAAACUUGAGCUGCCUGAGCAUUCUGUCUCCCCUCAAAUCACCCAUCAGUAGUGACCGGAGCCAGGCCUCCCCAGCCUGUGGAGCCAGAACCUGUGAGCGAAAGGCAGUGAGCGCUCUCAAGUGCCGGGGCUUGGGCCUCUUGCUGCACUCCAAAUUUUCAGUCACACAGCUGACUCUGGAUUCACCUCUGGUUUACUGCUGAAGUCAAGAUUUUUAUUUUUGUUAAAAUUAAUGGAGAUUGUUUUAGAUGCACUUUUAACCCUCUGAAAUCACAGCUGUGGAAAAAGUCUUCUUCACAAAGGGGAAACAGAGACUCCAAACUCAAAGCAUUGUUUAUUCUUAAUGACAUUUUUGAUCAGCCUUUAGGCAAACAAAAAUGUAUUGACAUAAUCUUUUCAGUCAUAUGGUUUGAAAGCAAUGUUAUUAAAGAUAAGCCAACAGGGGCUGGCGUGGAGGCAUCGCAGGUCAAGCCACCACCUGCAAUAUCGCAUCCCAUAUCAGAGUACCAGUUUGAGUCUCAGCCUCUCUGCUUCUAAUCCAGCUCCCUGCUAAUGCACCUGGGAAGGCAGCGGAAGAUGGCCCACGUGCUUGGGCCCCUGCCACCCACGUGGGAGAGCUGGAUGAAGUUCCAGGCUGCUGGCCUCAGCCUAGACCAGCCCUGGCUGUUGUGGCAAUUUGGGGAGUGAACGAGCAAAUGGAAGAUCUCUCUGUCUCUCUUUCUCUCUCUCUCUGUCUUUCAAGUAAAAUAUAAAUCUUUUUAAAAAGAAAAGCAACAAAUAACAGGUUUUGAAGUACUCUGGAAAAAAAUGAUUCUGAGAAGUUAGGGAUUAAAUCGUUAGAUCUGAUCCAGGAAAUUCAUCUUUCCCCUCCCCUCAAAACUUAAGGAUAAGUUUCUAUGUCGUUUUUCAAAAUGAAGUUGAAAAAUUUUUUGCCAGUGUGUCCAUAGAGUGACUUAAUUGUUUCAGUUUUGAAACAAGAUUAUCAAUUUGAGAUGUUAGCUAUUACUUUCAUGUCUUCUUAUGGCUUGAAGUAUUAGAAACUUAUAUGUAAAUAUGAAAUCCACACUAUGCAUAUUACAUCAGCAAGGUCAUCUUCGUAUCCUGGCAGUAAGUACUCUUCCAUGCAUGUUCCCAAAUCCUUUUUCAAGGGAAAAUAUAUUAUUGUGUAUAAAACAAGCAGAAUUUUAGCAAGCCUUUUGAGACAACUUUCAAUAGAACUCAUCCCUUGAAACAUCCAGAGUCCUGCAUUCUGCAGUGGGCGUCCUGGAAGACUUGGGUGUGUAGCCUCUAUGCGUUAGAGAGGGUCAGACUCAGGCGAAACUGGAGCUCUCUGAUUCUGCUUCCAGCUCAAGGCUUCGCUGUGCUGUGCUCUAUUGGGCAUCCACCUUGGGCAUUGUGUGGAGGGUGUCUUUGCUCUUGCCUUUGCCCUUGGAAUUGAACCAAAGCUGGUCAGUUCCUUCCCUUGCCUCCUGUCUGUGUGAUCUUUUUCCCAGAGCCUUGGUGGUUUAUGCUUGGUGCUCAGGGGACAUCUUAGGCUCCACCCUUCAGAGGGGCAAUUGUGCAGCUAUGUUUUGCCCCUUGAGUACAGACUUAUGGCUUUUUCACCUGGCUGGGGCCACCCAUUCAACACAGGUUCUCAGUAUGCAGGCCACGUGAAAGUGCAGGCUGCCAAUUGGAAAACCAGGCGCACCGCAUUACAUGCCAGAAAUUGGACAUAUGGACGUCUUACAUAAAGAAGCUAAAUGUGGCGCACACAGCCUCAGGUGCUACUGCCUGGACCUUUACAGCCCAAGUUUACUGAACCUUGCAGUGGUCAUCUGAAGCCCCAUUUUGUUUGUUCACGAGUCCAGCUUUGUGACAGCUCUUCUGAAUUUCAGGGUAUCUUGCCUGUUGAUUUUGGUACACAGCUGCUCUUAGACAUUAUUCCUGAAUAAUGCUUAUACAUUUAAAAGAGAAAAAAUAUUCUUUCUUGACUGAAUAUUUGUUGAUGAUUAUGGACAUACAAUCCUAUCUACUAGGGUCUGUAAUUCAGCCUAAAAGUUCAGUCGCCUUCCUGUUUAUGAAUCAGAGUCAGUUUAACUCUGGUGGCGAGGCAUUCCACUGCAGCAGGGCUCGCCACUGAUGAUUUAGAAUAACGCCUGGCCCCAAAGGCAUACCAUGCUAGGUUUGACCCCAGGAGCCCUCUGUAUUACUUUUGUAUCUAGUGUAUUGGCAGGCUUCUUAACUCUCCAAGCUUUGGUCAUUACUUGUGUGCGGAGAUGGCUGGUCUUUGCCUGUUUGAGCCUUGAAUCCAGACCAUGGUUUUUCUUGUAGAAAUACCAGCAUGCCAGUGGCAACCUUUGGGCACACCAGCAGCUUUAGACCGAACAAGUUCAGAGCCCUCUGGCCUGGCCUGAAUCACCUCAUCUUGAGGAGCCAUCGUUAGUACCUUGCCUUUCCCUUCCUCCUUCCGCUUCUGCCACCAGCCCCCUCCCAGGGGACGUCCCCCGCAGGACAGUCUCCCAUCCCCGAGUGCUUCACUGAACACAGUUUUGCCACAGGAGACAUUUUUCUCUUCUGACUCUUUCAUGGUCUGGUAUUUAGCCAUUGGGUCCAAAUGCUAUUCGUUGAUCACCUUGGUUUUCACCCCCAUUUCCCAUGAUCCUCACCUCCUGUUGUCCUGUAACUGACGCUACAGUACUGGGAUCUUGGAGAAAGAUGCCAUACAAACAAGAUUUGUGAAAUUUUGUAAAUCUAUAUCAUGGGCAGGGAUCAUUCUGAGAGCCACUGUCACUUAAGUUUAUUGAUUUCAUUGUGGUUUGUGCACUCUCAAUUGUUCAAGGAGACUGUGGUUUGAUACAUUUAUAUAGUAUAUAUUGAUACACACCACUGUGGAAUUUCAUUUUAGUAUGUAAAUAGUGAUAUUUUCCUGUUCAGAAAACUUCUACAGAAAGUAUUUAUUUUAACAACAACCACCAACAAAAAUAACUUCAAAAGGGCUUUCUAAACAAGUGUUCUUUCUAGCCACCGUCCUCACCAGCUGUCCGGCCCAGCCGGGAACAUGAGGAUGGUGCAGUCAGGCAGGCAGAUGCGGCCUUGCAACCCUCGCGGGAUUUAGGCAGAUGCCGUGGAGAGUGGGAACCUUAGCAUUGACCUACUGUCACCCCACCCCAGGACACACAGUGGGUAUGGCUGUGCCCAGUGUGGCCUCGGGCUCGCCUCAGGCAGCCCAUUCCUUGCAUGCACCCUCUGACAUUCAAGCAUUCACUUCAGCCUGUGCAGGGAAAUGAGCCUUAGUUGCAACCCCAAGGAAAUACACACAUACACACACACACGCGCGUGCUGCCUAAAGAAAGCGUUCAGGUGUAUUUCUGCAAGGAAAUACACACACACACACACAGACUCACUGGCUGCCUGAAGAAAGCGUUCAGGUGUAUUUCUGCUCCCAUUGACCAUGGGAGGUAAGCAUGUUACCUUCUGCACCUUGACAGUACUCGUGAGCACCUUGGCUCUCCUCCUCCCCGCCCCCCGCUUGUCUUUCCUGCACCUCCCAUCGCCGUCUCAGCAAGCAUCUGUGCAGAUGUGGGCCAGUCCCACCUGUAACCAGUGGUUACAGAACAAGACCAUCUGUUCUAAGAUGUAUUCAGCUUUACUUCUCAGGAGUCCUGGUCUGCAGGUCAUAGCACCCCCAGAUUUCCCCGAGCCUGUGCUCCCUGGUGAUUGUGUGUUCUCUUGCCUGUGCCCCACCGGUGGGCGCCCCUGCCUGAGGCCUGAUUCUGCCCUGCCAGCUGGACUGAGGACUGCAGGGAGCAGGGGACCAGGCACACAGGGAUUUUUGUCAUCCAUUUGAACCAUAAUUUGCAUAUUUCCUUAUGGCCUCCCUUUGUCUUUCUAAACAAAUGAGGAGGACACUUGAACAGUGAUGCUGGAGAAUGUUUUUUCUAAGAUACUGUUUGUAAGCAAAUCUGAUGUUAAGAUGAAAUGUGAAUGGGUAACUAGGUGCCAGGGAAUUUAGCACUGAACUAGACAGUCAACUUUUUUAACCUUUGCAGGAAGAAAUACAUUUUGCUCUCAUCUAAAUGUUCACCAGAAGUAAUGUUGUAAAUAGUUUUCUAAAAAAUAUUUAUUACACGUGCUGUA